AUGAGGCAUUUCAUGAUAACAAUCCUGUGUAUUACGGGACGAAUUCUGUGUAUAGAACAUGAUUUUAAAGGCUUUGAUGACACAAUUUUGUUUACCAUAGAUUGGCCUGGCACCCCCGCCAAAUUAGAGAAUAUAGUAGACAAUAAAGAAUUCAAAGUUCAGGAAAGUGAAAAAUUAAAAGUCAAAACAACUCAAAAGGAGGAGUAUGAAUGCCAGUUACCGGUUUUAAAGGAUAGAGUUUCGACUAAUAUUGAAGACUAUAGUGGCCCAACACCGUUUGAUCUUCUCAAGCCAAUUUUUUCUCAGAAAAUUUGCUCCUAUCGUCUUGAAAGCUAUUGGAGCUAUGAAGUGUGUCAUGGAAGACAUGUGAGGCAGUAUCAUGAAGACAGAGAGGGUAAACAAGCUAAGACACAUGAGUUUUUUCUGGGAAGAUGGUCAGAGGAAGAGCAUUUAAAGUUAGGUGCAGAGAUUAAGGCAUUGCAGGAGGCAAAAGAAAAUUUCAAAACUACCAAAGUGGAAGGAAUGUCUCUACCGUAUGUGGAAAUUGCAAUGAGUGAUGGCACAAUCUGUGACCUUAGUGGAUCACCACGAAGAACCAGAGUUCUAUAUGUAUGCUACACGCAUGGUAAACACGAGAUUUACUCUAUGAAAGAAACAUCCACGUGUGAAUAUGAAAUUAUUAUCUUAUCCGGUUUGCUCUGCGACCAUCCACAAUUUAAACCAAAGGAUGACUCUGAAAAUGUCAUAAGCUGCCUACCUCUUAAGGGUGCCCCAAAGAAACCAGAAAAUCUAAUUAGGAGUGAAUUCGAAAGCCUAAGGUUUACCUACCAGUCUAUAAAAUUAAAUAAUAAUGACAAGGACAAAGAUGUCUUAGCCGUUUUGAAAGUUGAAAAAGUCGAAAAGGAUGGUGAAACGCAUUUGAAGUUUGAAUUGCAUCCUUUGGCUGAAGAGGGGGAUAUUAUUCAGGAUACAAAAGGGACAGCAGCAUUGGACAAACCCAUUCCGAUAUCCGAUGAUUCACCUGUAAGGGCGUUUUUAAAUGGGGAGAAUUGUUUGAAUGGAGGCACUGGCUGGUGGAAAUACGAGUUCUGUUACGGGCAGCAUGUUGUUCAGUAUCAUAUAGAUCGCGCUGGUGAACGUACUUCGCUGAUUCUUGGCGAAUUUGAUGAAGCAACUCAUUUGGAGUGGAUCAGGGAGAACAGGGCUAAAGCGCCCAAACCAGUCGAAGUCCGCACGUCGGUGUCCCACUUCUACUCGAACGGCGAUAUUUGCGACAAAACCGGAAAACCCAGACAGACUGAGGUGAAGCUCAAAUGCUUAGAGAACUCGUCCAGCCCGGCCCAGGUGUCUCUCUACCUUCUGGAGCCGAGGACCUGCAAUUACAUCCUUGGCGUGGAAUCGCCCUUGAUCUGCGAGAUAUUGCCCUUGGCGGACGAGAACGGUUUAAUUAAGAUGAAGCCCAAAGAUGAUAAGAAUGAUUAG
Leptosia nina is the source of this 1482-nucleotide messenger RNA. The record is from the annotation of a GenBank genome assembly. NCBI's taxonomy places the organism in Eukaryota, Metazoa, Arthropoda, Insecta, Lepidoptera, Pieridae.